AAUGGCUGUGAACUGUAUAUGAAAUGGCAUAUCAUCAGUUUAAUGGAGAAAUUCCCUCGACAUCUCAUAAUCCUGGAUUGUUAAAGACAUCAAGGAUGGUGGAUGGAUCAGAUGGCAGCAACCAAAUUCUCUCCAGAAUGGAAGAGAGAAUUGCCCUUAUCCCAGACUUGUAUGCAAGAGUCAAUGAAAUGCAAGGUGUUCUCAACCAGCUUCUUCAUAAUGUCCAGAGGAUAUCCGAAAGUCUGUCCAUCAAUCCACCUGUAGCUCAUGUAACCCCAACAGUCCAACGUCCAUUUACUAGACUAUCAAAGAGACAGGAAGAGCCAGAUGAUGUGAGCCAAUCUUGGAGAAGCUUGGAGAACCAGGAUCAGAGGUUAAACCAAGAAGAGGUCAGAAUUGAAGAGCCUGAUCCACCCUCUGAACCCUCCCAAUAUGCCCCUGUGAUAAGUGCUGUAACACCUGAAAGUGAAACCAAGGAAAACUUUAGCUUUUCAAGAGUUACCAAGCUGACUCAGUCUGAUGUUGAAGAAGAUCUCUCAGAUAGUGAGAAAAAGAAUGAGAAAGAAGGAGAACAUAGUAAUCAGUCAGGGAAUCUAGCCACUGCAGAAGGACCUCCAGAGGUGACCAAUCAUGUCCUACCAGUACCUCGACCAGUAAGCCCAAAAGGUUUCCCAUCAGAGCCAGAGGUGCAGCCUGCGAAUGAGGUCCCAGAGAAGACAGAAGAUCAAAAGUUGGAAGAAGUGACAAAAACUGAGGCAGUAGACAUUCAGGAUAGAUUUAGCAAGCUGAAGUGCAAACAGACAGUGAGAUCAAAUGACAAUAGAAUUGCAUUUUUGUACAGUGAUGGGGCAAAUGGAAUAGAAGGAGAGGAAAGGAGUGGGUCCUUCAGACAAGAGAGAACUCUACAAGAGAGGUCAGAAAUGAGGGUUGAAAUGGAGAAUUGUUUGGAUGAUACGGAUGACGAACCCUCAGCAAAUGUGACCUCUGCACCUUUGUCAUCUGCUUCAGCUUCUGGAUUUCAAACCUCACCACAACAAGGAUUUGGAAAACAAAAUUUUCAAAAUUCAAAUUUUCAGAGCAUUCCAAAUGACUCUCUAAGAUCCUCGCUCAAACCAACGUCUUCUCUAGCAUCAGCAUUAAAAGAACCAGAUGACAGACCAGAUGGGGGACCAGACUUGAAAAUUCUCACUGAAAGUGAACUGGAAGAGCUCACCUUGAAAGAAGCAAACAGGGCUGCUGACUGCACGGAUCACAAGUCCCAAGGAGCAGACACUAUUCUUUGUAUAGACACUUCAGGAAGCAUGGCUGGACAAAAAUUUCAGCAAAUCACAGAAUUUAUCGAGUCUUUCUUAGAAGGUAUAGAAGAUGUUGCUGUUGAGAAUUCUCUAGAAGAAAAUAUAGCUGUGGUCACAUUUGGGAAUGAAACCAGAGUCAUUCAGAAUUUGACCAAUGACUACUCCAAAAUCAGGGAUGCAGUAGAAUCCUUGGAAACUGGUGGCCCUAGUCCUAUAAUGACUGGUCUUGUGCUUUGUAUGAGUGCCAUCUACAAUCGAGGAGGGGUGGUGACAUUCAGGGAGCGUAAGAUCUAUCCCCGCAUUAUUCUCUUGACUGAUGGUGGAGUGACAGACCAGAGAAUAUUUAAUGGACCAGAUACCUUAGUCAAGCAAGGAGGGACAAAGAAAGAGGUGUGGCACAAAUUGAUGGAGUUUGCAGAGAGAUUCCGAACCCACACAGAUCCCAGACACCUUGCUUGUGUUCCAAUUGGAGACGAUGCAGAUAUGACUUUAUUGGGACAACUUGUAAACACUGCAGGGGGAACCAUUGUACAACCAGGGGAUGUCAAGAAACUAAGUCACCAUUUCCUUAUUAAUACUGUAGUAGCCAAGGUUAUCCAUGAUGGAGCCCUGAGGGACCCUAAGUUGUCAGAUGAGGAGAUGAAGCAGAAAAUUAAGGAGGCAGAGGGAGGGACAGGUUUUGAUGAGUCGGAAGUGGAUGAGGCCUUAAGGAUGAUCAGAGAGAGUGAGCAAAAAGCACAAGUUGGUGCCACAGGGGGAUUUGACAGUAGCUCCAUAGAGACAAAGGAGAUGCCCCCGAUUGGUUCCCGGGUGAGACGAGGCCCAGACUGGAGGUGGGAGAACCAGGACGAUAAUCUGCCCGGGACUGUUGUAGCCCACAAAUCAAGAGGCUACUUGACAGUAGAAUGGGACAACGGAAAUCGUGGAAAGUACAGGUAUGGAGCGGAAAGUGGAGCUAAGGAUGUCAGGAUGGUGGAUGAGCCACGUAUGCUUCCACCAGGAAUGAUGGUGGCGGUAGGAGUCAGGGCUAGAAGAGGUAAAGAUUGGGAGUGGGGAUCCCAAGACGGGGGAGAGGGAAGCUCGGGGGUCAUCUUCAAAGUGGAGGACAGUGGUAUUGUCCAUGUGAGAUGGGAUAAUGGUAAAAGAGGAAAUUAUAGAUUUGGAUUGUUUGGAAAAUAUGACGUUGAGGUCUGUCCACAGUGCAUAGUUACAGAAGGAGCCACAGGAAUUUCAGGGGACUUAACUCUUGAGGAAGCAACUGAGAAGAAAGGACAAUGGCAAUGGAGGGAUAAAGAUGGUCGAUGGAGGGACCACUUUGGGGACACCUCAGACAAAAUAGAACACAUUUACCAGACUCGGCAGGGCAAGGGAACAGUGGUAGUGGAAUGUGAGAAUGAAAAGUACAGAGUCAUUCCAGACAAGAAGUGUCAAAGAAAUGUCUCCACAGGAGCCGAGUAUCAGAUAAGGCGUAUAGAGGUGACAAUAUAAUGACGUGAACUAAAACUGGAAUGAAAUUCUUGCAAAAAAUAUUCAUUUGACAGUUGAUAUUAUGCUACGUUAAAGAACAGCAAAAUUACUGUGAGCCACUUGUGACUGCAAAAAUUGUCUCCCAUUUCCAACCAAGAAAUCCUUUUUGAAUAAAAAACUCUAUACGAGUUUGGUAUACUCUGUAGUCAUAUUCUGCAUAAACUUGUUUUACUGUAAAUAGGAUG
Messenger RNA from Saccostrea echinata, 3007 nucleotides. RefSeq lists its product as uncharacterized. Gene Ontology annotation, biological process: protein ubiquitination. The record is from RefSeq and is a predicted model, not a curated record. Bases 24 to 2783 code for a protein of 919 amino acids. Gene Ontology annotation, cellular component: cytoplasm. The transcript has 21 exons. Gene Ontology annotation, molecular function: metal ion binding; ubiquitin-protein transferase activity. Lineage: Eukaryota; Metazoa; Mollusca; Bivalvia; Ostreida; Ostreidae.